This is a messenger RNA of Pristis pectinata (smalltooth sawfish), 3938 nucleotides long. It is a transcript of the gene st14b, whose product is annotated as ST14 transmembrane serine protease matriptase b. The record is from RefSeq and is a predicted model, not a curated record. Gene Ontology annotation, biological process: proteolysis; acrosome reaction. Gene Ontology annotation, cellular component: membrane. The coding region runs from base 193 to 2640 and encodes 815 amino acids. Gene Ontology annotation, molecular function: protein binding; serine-type endopeptidase activity. The transcript is spliced from 20 exons. Lineage: Eukaryota; Metazoa; Chordata; Chondrichthyes; Rhinopristiformes; Pristidae.
GAGAGAGAAUCGGAGGGACAGACAGACGGAGGGAGGGAGACAACAUGAGGAACUCCGGGCUCACGUACGACCCCAAAAAAGACGGUAACACUGAUGCGGCUGGUGGAAGCCGCUGCCCUGCAGCUCCAGUGAUCCGGCUUUGGUCCUGCCCUCUGCUGCUGUGACCGUGAAAUCAAUGGCAUUCCAGAGGAAAUGGAGUUUCUUCCAGCAAGUAACCAGAAGAAGUUGGAGAAACGCAGCCCAAAGGAGAGAAUGCUGCUUGUGGGAUUGAUUAUUGGGGCUGCCCUAUUAUCCCUGAUGAUUGGACUCCUUGUUUGGCAUUUUCAUUUUCGGCCAGAUAAUCGAAUCAAGAAAAUGUACAAUGGUUACCUUACUAUUACCAACAAGCAGUUCACUGAGAAACUGGAGGAUUCGGAGUCGGAGGCAUUUAAGCAACUUGCUGCCACGGUUGAGGAAACGCUUCAGAAUACUUACAUGGGGAUGGACGCAGUGGCUCCGUAUUAUGUUCGUUCCACUGUUAGUGCAUUCAGUGAAGGUUCCGUGAUUGCUUAUUACUGGCUUGAAUGUUGGGUCCCACCAGAGAAUGCAGCAGAACUUGAUGCAGCUAUACGAGCAACAUCGCUUUCGAUAUCUGGCAGAUCCCACCCAGGUGUCUCAAAAUCACUGAGGAUUGCUGAGUUAGUUGUUGAUCGUGCUGAUCCACAGAGGGUGAAGCCGCCAAAGGACAAAAGCUGCUCCUUUGAUCUGCAUGCAGUUCCUGGGAAGGUCGGCACAUUCACCUCACCCGGAUUCCCCAAUUCCCCCUACCCCUCCAACGCCUGGUGCCAGUGGGUGAUCCGAGCAGAUCCCCAGCAUAUCCUCGAACUCAACUUCGUGACCUUCGACCUGGAGAAUAUUUGCCACAAUGACUUUGUCGUGGUCUAUGACUCUCUGAGUCCGAUUGAACAGCGGGAAAUAACAGAGCGCUGUGGCAUGUAUCCUCCAACAAAUGCAUUCAAGUUAAUCUCCUCACGCAACGUGAUGCUGGUGACGUUGAUGACGGAUGAUGAUGAGAAUUACCCAGGAUUCAAAGCGGAGUUCAGGCAACUUCCAAAGAUAAAAGAGUGCAAUGAGGUACUGGAAGGAUCGGGAAACAUCUCUUCCCCAUAUUACCCAGCAUAUUACCCGCCUCGAGCAAACUGUACCUGGAUUUUGAGGGUAGCUCCCUCCAAACACGUAAAAGUCACGUUCAAUGUAUUCCUUUUGCAAAAUCCGGACAAGGACAACAUCUGCAGGGACUACGUGGAAAUAAACAACAAGAAGAUCUGUGGAGAGAAACCGAAGAUGGUGGAACUGGGCAAUAAGAAUGAGAUGACAGUCAAGUUCCAUUCUGAUGGGGCUGAGUCAUUUCGAGGAUUUUCUGCUAUGUUUGAACCUUAUGAUCCUAGUAAACCUUGCCCGAAGAAGUUUGCCUGCAAUAAUGGCCGUUGUGUUCAGUUGGACCUGAAGUGUGACGGUUGGAAUGACUGUGGAGACAACAGCGAUGAAAUCAACUGUGAGUGUAGCAGUGACCAGUUCCACUGUGGUACAGGGCUCUGUAAAUCGAUGUUUUGGGUGUGUGAUGGUGUCAAUGACUGUGGCGAUAACAGUGAUGAAGCAAAUUGUGAAUGUGCAGUUGAUGAGAUGAAGUGUAUGAAUGGAAAGUGUAUUCCUGAGGUACAGAGGUGCAACUUGGUGGACGAAUGUGGGGACAGAUCUGAUGAGCAGGGUUGCAGUGAAGCCGAGAACACUGUGGCCUGUACUGAUUACACGUACAAAUGUAGGGACGGUAGCUGCAUCAAGAAGAAGAAUCCUGAGUGCGAUGGGACCAGACAUUGUGCUGACGGGUCUGACGAGCAGAAUUGUGAUUGUGGGACUCGACCGUACAAGCACUCCCGUAUUGUGGGUGGUAUGGAUGCGGAGAUCGGAGAGUGGCCUUGGCAGGUCAGCCUGCACUUCAAGAAGCUCGGGAGUACAUGUGGAGCCUCAGUGAUCUCCAACAACUGGCUGGUGUCAGCAGCCCACUGUUUCCAGGAUUUUCAAGGCACCAGAUACUCUGAUCCUGGUCACUGGGUUGCGUACCUCGGACUUCAUGUUCAACAUAAGUUGAGUGAUCGAGUGGUGAAGGAGAACAUCAAACGGAUCAUUGUUCAUGAAAAGUACAACCCACAGAUGUUUGAUAAUGACAUUGCCCUGUUGGAGUUGGCUCAUCCUGUGACUUUCACCAGUGUCAUUCAACCCAUCUGUCUCCCCGAUGCUUCACAUGACUUCCCUGUGGGUAAAUCCACCUGGGUCACAGGCUGGGGCAAAACAAGUGAAAGCGGUCCUGUUGCCACGGUCUUGCAGAAAGCUGAGAUACGGAUCAUCAAGAGGAAAGUCUGUGAUAAUCUGCUGAGCAGUGCCGUCACCUCCCACAUGUUGUGUGCUGGGUACCUGAGCGGAGGCAUUGAUGCGUGCCAGGGUGACUCUGGAGGUCCCAUGUCCAGCGUGGAGGAAAAUGGGAAAGUAUUCCUUGCUGGGAUUGUCAGCUGGGGAGAUGGCUGUGCCAGGAAGAAUAAACCAGGAGUCUAUACCAAGGUGUCAAACUAUCGCCAGUGGAUCACACAACACUCUGGAGUGUAGCGCAUUAAUGUGUAUGUCGUUCUAGCCUGGGUGUAUCAGAUAAAUUGUUCCAUCCUGGAGAACUGAAGCUUGGAGCACACUUUCACUUGUAUCAUUGGUUCCUGCUACUGAGACUCUCCCAACUUGUAGAUAAUGUAUAAAAUUUCAUGAAAUCAAUUCCAUCAGUGAAGAUAUUCUGUGGGGUGACUGGUCAUUUCUCAUCGUACUGAACCAGUAAAUGCUUGGGGGUGUAUGGAUGAGGGGAUUAGUACAAUGAGCUGGAACACUCCAGAUAACCCUCACUCCCUCCCCUCCCCCCACAGAUGGACUGAAGGUUGGUCAGACUGGGCUAGGAGCAGGUUGGUUGCUCAAAGCAUGCCUUUUAGUUUCAAUUCACUUUAUAAAAUUCUGUGAAGGAAAGUAACUGUUCCAGUUUUGUAUUGAAUUCAACAUUACUGAACCUGCUGGGAGCCAGAAUGAUGUUUUCAGGGCUAAAUGCAUGGCCAUUGGUAUUCACCAUGAUCUCUCAGUGACUCUCAGAACCUUUCAAACUAUCAGUAGAUUGUGAGUGCUUUUAUUCUGUGAUGUAUACAUAAUGUGACACAAAGGUUUUUAAAUUCUGUUCUAGUUUAUUUGGUCUGUUCAAUGAUUGCGAGAGGCUGACCUUGGUGUUACUCCCAGCACAUAUUAACUAAGGAAUUACUCUUUCUGCUCAAAACAUAAGUGGCUUCGUGCGGGUACAAGGCAGGCCCACUGACCUGGGGUGAGCACCCCGUUCUGCACCCCUGCUGGAGUUCUGCCUCCCUGGGGGGGCUGUGGUGAGCUGACCUCAGUCAGGCCUUGAGAUGAAGUUUGCUUCUCUGACCUUUUGAUGUCAAAUUUCAAGCAUGAAGGAAAAAUUCAGAACAAAAGCAAAUGUCGAGGUUUAAGUUAGCAGGAGUUUUCAGUUCACAAUCAGGUCAAGGUGACCAGUUGGCAAUACAAUGGUUUGAAUGCAACAAGGGUUUUCUUUGUGGUAUUCAUGAAGUUUGAGUCAUGUGACACCACACACAGCCACUGAGCUUUGUUCCAAAAGAUCUUAGUCGAGCAGAGCUGAUUCAGUCGGCCCUUGCCAAGUGCUGAUCAGUGUUUGUGGAUUCCUGUGAAAGAGAUGGAGGCAGAAGAGUGUCUUCCUGAUGUAUGUGCUGCUGUUUUAACUUCUGUCUGCUUUCCCACUGGAGGGUCAGUGUUUUACUGAUAGUGUUGUACCGAUACUGUCUUGCUCAGCAGUGUUUUUAUACGCAAAAUUUUCUACUGAAAAUAAACUGGAAGUGAAUGUA